CGUCCAUACCUGGACCCAAGUUCAACUCGACGAAAGUGACCAUGGCCCGAAGCACGACAUGAGCUCCCUCGCCCGCCACUUCCAAAAAGCCAUCCAUGGAACCUUCGACUUUCCUAGAGCCGCUGCGUCCCUGCAGCUGGCGCCAUUCAGCACCUCGGCACUCGCGUUGAAGCAGAUGCCUCCCCGUCCCAAGCCGCCCCCAGACCACGAGCUCGAGGAGUCGUACUUAAAAGGCAGCGGCCCGGGCGGUCAGAAGAUUAACAAAACUAGCUCUGCGGUCCAACUGAAGCAUAUCCCCACCGGCAUCGUCGUCAAGUCCCAGGCUACGCGCUCCCGCUCCCAGAACCGUAAGAUCGCACGGCAGGUUCUCGCAGACAAGCUUGAUGUUAUGUUCAGUGGCGAGCAGAGUCGCUCUGCCAUUGUGGGAGAAGUGAAACGCAAGAAGGCGGCCAGCGCGGCCAAAAAGAGCAGGCGCAAAUACAGGAAACUCGAGGGGGCGGAAGAGGCCCCGGCUGGAGAUGCGAAAGACCCUGAAGCCGCCGUGCCAACCGAUGGUGAUUCGGAUAAGGGGGACCCGCAUACUAAGGGGCCGGCCGACUCCAGCAAGUCUUGAGAAACCGGGCUGGCAUCUCUGACUUCUCGAUCAAUUCGACGGGUUUAUGUCAACGACCUCC
Molecule: messenger RNA, 674 nt
Organism: Sodiomyces alkalinus F11
Lineage: Eukaryota; Fungi; Ascomycota; Sordariomycetes; Glomerellales; Plectosphaerellaceae
Exons: 2
Coding region: 59-613 (184 amino acids)
Biological process (GO): translational termination
Cellular component (GO): mitochondrion
Molecular function (GO): translation release factor activity
Source: RefSeq, a predicted model, not a curated record